Paramecium pentaurelia is the source of this 721-nucleotide messenger RNA. The record is from the annotation of a GenBank genome assembly. Lineage: Eukaryota; Ciliophora; Oligohymenophorea; Peniculida; Parameciidae.
AUGAACAAAAUCUCUUGCUUACCAAUAUUAAAAAAGUUAUCCAUGAAUCACAAUCAUACUCAUAUGGAAUCUGAAAUAUCUGAUAUUGAAAGAACCAUAAGUUUUGAAUCAAUUUAAUUGGGCAGAAUAACUGAUAAUAAAUCAUUUCGUAGAUCAUCCAUCUCUUCAAAAGGAGAUAAUAAUUAAAGUCCUAGAUAAUAAAGGAAAAAUUCAUUUAUCACUUUUGAAUCUAAUGACCUUUCAAUCUCUGUCAGUCAUAUCAAAUCUAUUCAUAAGUAAUUAAAUAACUUUAUUAUUAGUCCUUUAUAGUAUUUAAAAAUGAAUGAUUUAUAAAUUAGAAUUUGGAAAGCAUUGACUAAAUUUACAAAUGCAUAAUUAGUAAUAUUCUUCUUUUAUUUAGGAAUCAGUUUUUUUAAUUGACAUUAUUGUAUUACAUCAUGAUACAGAAUUUGAAUUUAAGUUUGACCUUUCUCAAUUGUCUUGUUUUAUGACAAUUAAAGAAUUGAGAGAGUAAAUAUAUCUAAUAUUUUAUGAAUAAAAGAAUUAAAGUAGAUAAUUUUAUUUAAAAUUUUUAGAAAUAUAAGACCCAUAGUUAUAUAUUUUAAUAGGAGUUAUCAAAACAUAAAAGUUAGAUAGCGAUAUAAGAUUAUUCGAAUUACUAAAUAUAUUAUUAAAUGGCAAAAAAACAUUGAUUUUGUAAUCCUCUUGUUAAAAUUUUUGA